Molecule: messenger RNA, 1514 nt
Organism: Mesoplodon densirostris (Blainville's beaked whale)
Lineage: Eukaryota; Metazoa; Chordata; Mammalia; Artiodactyla; Ziphiidae
Gene: CHN2
Product: chimerin 2
Exons: 13
Coding region: 108-1514 (468 amino acids)
Biological process (GO): regulation of small GTPase mediated signal transduction; signal transduction; positive regulation of GTPase activity
Molecular function (GO): GTPase activator activity
Source: RefSeq, a predicted model, not a curated record
UUUGCCAUGGGCUGGGGGCCGCGGAGGCUGCGAGCUGCCGGGCCAGGACAGCGGCGGCGGCGUCCGCACCGCGGCUGAGCGAGUAGCGUCGCGCGGGGCGCGCGGAGAUGGCAGCGUCCAGCAACUCCAGCCUGUCCGGCUCCUCGGUGUCCUCCGAUGCUGAAGAAUACCAGCCUCCAAUAUGGAAAUCCUACUUAUAUCAGUUACAGCAAGAGGCCCCUCGUCCCAAGAGGAUCAUUUGUCCUGGGGAGGUGGAAAACAGACCAAAAUAUUAUGGAAGAGAGUUUCAUGGGAUCAUCUCCCGAGAGCAGGCAGAUGAGCUUCUUGGAGGCGUGGAGGGCGCCUACAUUCUCAGAGAAAGCCAGCGCCAGCCAGGGUGCUACACGUUAGCACUAAGGUUUGGAAACCAGACCUUAAACUACAGGCUCUUCUAUGAUGGAAAACACUUUGUGGGUGAGAAGAGGUUUGAAUCGAUUCACGAUCUGGUCACAGAUGGCUUGAUCACGCUGUACAUAGAAACGAAAGCUUCUGAAUACAUUUCCAAAAUGACAACAAAUCCCAUCUAUGAGCACAUCGGAUAUGCCACUUUACUCAGAGAAAAAGUAUCCAGGAGGCUAAGCAGGUCUAAAAACGAAUCAAGGAAAGCCAGCGUCACAAAUGAAGAACACACAGCGGUUGAAAAGAUCUCCUCCCUGGUCCGAAGGGCCGCCCUCUCACACAACGACAACCACUUCAACUAUGAGAAGACACACAACUUUAAGGUCCACACGUUCCGAGGCCCGCACUGGUGUGAAUACUGCGCCAACUUCAUGUGGGGGCUUAUUGCCCAAGGAGUCCGAUGCUCAGACUGUGGAUUGAACGUACACAAACAGUGUUCCAAGCAUGUUCCCAAUGACUGCCAACCUGAUCUCAAGAGGAUCAAGAAGGUGUACUGUUGUGACCUGACAACACUCGUGAAGGCUCACAACAUGCAGAGACCCAUGGUGGUAGACAUAUGCAUUCGGGAAAUUGAAGCAAGAGGAUUAAAGUCAGAAGGGCUUUAUAGAGUUUCCGGGUUUACUGAACACAUCGAAGAUGUCAAAAUGGCAUUUGACAGAGAUGGUGAAAAGGCCGAUAUAUCUGCCAACAUCUAUCCAGACAUAAACAUCAUCACUGGAGCCCUUAAACUGUAUUUCAGAGACUUACCCAUUCCUGUCAUCACCUAUGAUACCUAUUCCAAAUUUAUAGAAGUAGCAAAAAUCUCCAGUGCGGAUGAGAGGCUGGAAGCGGUCCACGAAGUGCUGAUGCUGCUUCCUCCUGCCCACUAUGAGACCCUCCGGUACCUGAUGAUCCACCUAAAGAAGGUGACUCUGAAUGAAAAGGACAAUUUCAUGAAUGCUGAAAAUCUGGGGAUCGUAUUUGGGCCCACCCUGAUGAGGCCCCCUGAGGACAGUACCCUCACCACCCUCCAUGACAUGCGGUACCAAAAGCUGAUUGUGCAGAUUUUAAUAGAAAACGAAGAUGUUUUGUUUUAA